CUGAGGAUUUUCCAGUGUUGCCUCCUAUCCAGGGCCAUCAUCUCCUGUGCCUGGCAUUCCCUCCACCUUGGGCCCUUACUCGCACUUGAGAAUCCCACCUUGCCAAUGGACCUGAUUGGUUUUGGUUAUGCAGCCCUUCUGACAUUUGGAAGCAUUUUGGGAUAUAAGCGGAGAGGUGGUGUUCCAUCUUUGAUUGCUGGUCUUUUCAUUGGAUUUUUGGCCUUUUAUGGAGCUUGCCGUGUCUCCAUUGACAAGCGAGAUGUGAAACUCUCUCUGUUUACAGCUUUCUUCCUGGCCACCAUAAUGGGUGUGAGAUAUAAGAGAUCCAAGAAAAUAAUGCCAGCUGGCCUGGUUGCAGGUUUAAGAUGUUUCUCUACCACCACUGCCUGCCACACCCUCUUCCCCAUCUUCCCCAGUGUGCGGGUGAGGAAGUUAUCAUUUGGUAUGCAAACAGAACAGAAGAAGCAUCACAUCCAGAAGGACCCCUCACUGGAAUGCCCAGGGUUUGUUGAGUUCAUCAGUGGGAGUGUCAGGGUGGAGAAGACACUGAUAGACUGGCAAAGAGUGGUGAGGAGAGCGUUACGAGAUACGAAGGAAAGGAGCAUAAAGAGUGUGGACGGCGAUCAGGCCAUUCUGGAGGCUUACCCAAGUUGCCCUGCCGAAUGCUGUGUCUGCUGCCCAACGUCACACUCUGGAGCCUUUCGUAGCAUUCUUUGCACCUGAGCUCUGCAGGACAGAGGGCUGUCACCGAGAACUUGUUAUUCAUUUUGUGAAAACUCCGACCUUUUGCAAUGAAGCCGGAUUGGCUGGGAGGCUGUACUGGUUUCCUGUGGCCACUGUGAUGAGCUACCACACACUGGGUGGCUGUCACAACAGAAAGGCAUGCUCUCACGGUUCUGGAGGCCAGCAGUCCGAAGUCAGGGUGUCACCGAGGUUGGUUCCUUCUGAGGCUCUGAGAUGACGUCCUCGACCUAUCAUGAGCAGAAGUGUGACUUCCGAUGCUAGGUCCUAAAAGACGUGGCCGACUCUUGGAUUGCUUGCUCCCGGAGGAGUUAGCUCAUCCCUCCCGUGGACACCCAGACCGCCCUGCAGAGAGGCAGGCGUGACAAGAAACUGAGGCCUCCUGCCAGCGGCCAGCGAGGAGCCGAGGGCUGCCCCGACUUGGAAGGAGAUCAGCCGGCAGUUCCUCAGUCAAGCUUUCAGGUGACUGCAGCCCCUGCGGAUGGCUUACCUGCAGCCUUCUGAGAGACCCUGGCUCAGGACCACCCAGCUGAGCUGCUCCCAGACCCUUGACCCUCAGAAACUGCAUUAGAAAAUAAAUGUUAGUUGCUUUAAGCCACUAAAUUUUGGGGUGGUUAUGCAGGAAUAGAGAACUAAAACACCCACGCCUGCCUCUCUGAUCUCACCUUUCAGUGCUUUCUCACCUGCUCCCGCGUCUGCCCGCCUGCUGUGCCUGACACACACCACAGUCGUUCCUGACCCAGGUCACUACCCUCCCUGUUUACCCUACGUCUCAUGUUUGGAGUCUUCCUGUCAUCCAGGACUUAGUCUCCUAUUCUUGGUUAACCACUUCCUCAUCACCAUCCCCAAAACUGUCCAUCACACUGUGCUGUUUUAUUUUCCUGGCAGCACUCAUCACUAAUCAUAAUUAACUUUUUCAUUGAUCAGUUCAUUUACACAUUGUCUGACCAGGAAAAUGCUCUUGUAUGUACCAUGGUAUCCUCUGUGCCUAGAAGAAUCAGGGAAAAAUGUGCUCAAGACACAUUUAUUGAAUACAAUAAUGAAUAAAGUCCUUUAAAUAUUAUUUACUGGAACCAUAAUCCUUAAGAUCAUCAGUUUCUGAGGUCAGAGUCUAUAUUUUUUUUGGUGGGGGGGGGAUAUGCAUGGCUAGUCUGUUGAUUUAGAAUGUUGCAAUUCUGUUGAAAGUUCCAAAGGACAAAUAUAUUCAAACAUAGCUAUUGAGUACAGAGGAGAGGUGAACAAAGAUUGCUGAAGAAAGUGGAAGGCAGGAUGUGUCAAAGUCAACACAUACUGAAGUUUUGCUGACUCACAGCUGCCUCAUCCAAGCAGCUCUGGUGGCAGUGUUCCUAAUACAUGCUUGUUCUUUAAGAAGAUUUUGGAAAAUUGGCAAGUUAACAAACAUAAUAGCUCAAAUCUUGACCCAAUUCCCUCUGUGUGGUCAGAGAAAUUAAUAUCUACUUUUUUCAUGAAAAUGAUAGGUGGUGGAUGGAUCAAAUGCCAAAUCCAAAUGAUUGUGUAACAAACGUCUUUAUGUUUUUAUGUCACAGAUUACCCAGGAAUGAUAUUCAACAUAGUUAACAUCUGGCAUAGUAAAUAUAAGUUAAUAUAUAAAUCAGUAUAUACACCCAAAAUUAAAAACACAUUUCCUUGUAUUUUCUAACCACACUAUGCAUGGCAUGAAAAGGGAUAAAACUAUAGUGCAAGCUAGUCACAAAGCAUUGCAAUCACUUCCAGCCGUUUGUGAUUCUUGUCAACUGCCCACGUGCUCUGGAAUCUUUAGGCCGGCAGUGGGUGCGUUCUUCUAUGAAAGCCACCAGCUUCUGUCAGGGGGCCCUUUCCUGUAUCUAUGACCCUCAGUGCAUUCCUAGGCCCCUCUCCUGUUUGUGGCCUUCUCACAUUGAGGAUGGGGGAGGUAAAGUCCUCCCACUGUGACCUCUACCCCAGAGAGCACCAUGUCACCAUCCCUUGAGGUAUCUGAACCCUACUAGUUUUAUAAACAGGCAUUUCAUUAAAUUCUCCUCAGCCACCCUUUUUGAGAUAAGGUGAUACCUCAUUCUUCUUGUGUUCACAGCAACAGCCAUAAUAAGGUAAAUCUUACCAAGUUCACUUCAGGAUAAUAAAAAGCAUUUACAAAAUAUGUUAUCCACUGGGGAAGGCUAAGGCUAGGUGUGAUGAGGUUGAGAACCUCUGUUCUCAAGCAAGGGUGUAAGAACAUAGUGUUGGAGGGAUGUACGACAAAGGCCUCUCCUGCUCAUGAAUCCCUUGAGGAGCCUAAGCUGAACAGGGAGGAUAAAUGUGCAAAGGGAACCAGAAGCCUCCCGUGAAAACAGGUGGGCACCUCCUUUCUGGGCCAUGUUGACCUGACACUGAAGCUAUGUGCCCUGUGUCUCGUCAGUUCCACCCCACUCAACAGGGAGAAGUCCAUGCUAUGAAAAUGGGCAGUUGGACCUAGGGCCCUGGGCUCAAUCCCAUGUGUUGGGAGCAAACCUGUGGGCCUUUAGGCAGGCUCGGUUACGAAAGCCUUAAGACAACAGCAACCUUUAAGUAAAGUCUCUCCUGUAAAGUCAGAAAUAAUAAGUCCAUCCACGCGUUAGAAACAAGUUUUCCCCUAUUACCAAGAAACGCAUUUAGCGAACUCCUAAGCCGGAACUAGUGGUUAAGUUACCUAGCAACAUGUGCUUUUCUGUUCUUUCCACUAGCCUAUUAAUAUUACCAGCAUCUUGUUAAUCAAGAACACCCUCUGCCCCAGGGGAAAGCCCCACCCUUAAAACCUCCCUCCCAAGGGCCCCCACCCACAAAAUGGCGAACUCCUUGCUUCUCUUCCAGGUCCUCCGCUCCCGCCGGCGCCAGCCAAGGCCCAGUCACCCUCUGACCCACCCCUUCCUCGCUACCUGUAUAAAUUGAGCCUGCAAACAAUAAACUGUGCCAGCUUGAUCAGACAUCCUGUCUUGCUGUCCGUUCUUUGUGUCCCUUGCCCCUUCAUUCUCUCCUCCAGGUCGUCGACCCCCGUUGAUAGUCCCGCGGGUCA
Messenger RNA from Manis pentadactyla (Chinese pangolin), 3769 nucleotides. It is a transcript of the gene TMEM14A, whose product is annotated as transmembrane protein 14A. Lineage: Eukaryota; Metazoa; Chordata; Mammalia; Pholidota; Manidae. Bases 106 to 723 code for a protein of 205 amino acids. Gene Ontology annotation, biological process: regulation of heme biosynthetic process. The record is from RefSeq and is a predicted model, not a curated record. Gene Ontology annotation, cellular component: mitochondrial membrane. The transcript has 7 exons.